AUGGAGGAGUUGCAUGUUGGUCCUGCUGCCGCUGUAGAAGCACGACAGCCUUUUCAAGCUUGGCAGGACUGGACAAAUAAAAAUAUUUUUACUUCUUCAAUUGAUGAAACGUUGAUAUCAUAUCAGGAUGACCAAGGGAGUGCUACAGACGGUAUGCAAGCCCAAGGUUAG
Molecule: messenger RNA, 171 nt
Organism: Gongylonema pulchrum
Lineage: Eukaryota; Metazoa; Nematoda; Chromadorea; Rhabditida; Gongylonematidae
Source: the annotation of a GenBank genome assembly